Ectocarpus siliculosus is the source of this 1132-nucleotide messenger RNA. NCBI's taxonomy places the organism in Eukaryota, Phaeophyceae, Ectocarpales, Ectocarpaceae. The record is from the annotation of a GenBank genome assembly.
GGCGCUCUGCUCGUGCUGCUGUAGUUUUGGGGUACUUAGAAUCCCUUCUUGGUGCAAUCCUGGCGGAAGCAGAGAGGGGGUGGUGCUAUGCUGCUUUUGGAACACUUCCAGCGCGAGGUGCUUGCAUGUAUCGCUCUCGCAGCAGCGCUUGCCGCCCUCCUGCUCUGGUGGUUCCGCGGCAUGAGCGAGGGUAGAAGCAGCGGCGGCGCCGGCACGAGCGGCAGCAAGAAACCACUGGCGCACACUCCAGGCAUUCGAGCUGUAUGCAUGCAGGAUUCUUUCACGGAGGGCUCGAAUGGCGGCGGAUGGGGGUCAUCCUCUUCGUCAACAGGACAGGGGGACCGACGAGCCGCGGCAAGCAGCAAGUGGGAGCAGAGCAAGCAGAAGGGAGAUCUGGGUUACUACUUCGCUCACCACAUCACCAUGAAGGAGCUCGCCCCAGAAGAUUACCAAAUGAAUGGCCCGAAACUGCUCAGCAAAGGCGAUACCACCUCCGCACCCAACGGCGCAAGACCCAACGGAAGUUCGUCCGCGUCUUCCCCUCCGGUGACCACGCGGCGUCGCCGGCCUCAACAAAUUUCGUCCUACUCUUGGGAAGACUACGGCGAGGAAGUCCGGCUCACAUUUCGGCAAUCCGAGUGGGAGUGGGCCAAGGUGGACGUGGAAGAGAUAGAGAUAGAGUGGGGCUCUCGGCGGUUCCGAAUGUCCAUCGACAGCAGGGAGUACGGCCUUCACACGAUUGACCUCCAGAGGUUGAGCGGCGUUGUGGCAGGGGUUACGGCCCGGAAGCUCAAGACCAGGCUAGUCGUGGCCCUCGUGAAAGGGGGACGACGGGGAAGCUACAGCCACAGUCCGGCUUGGAGCAAGCUGCAAGCAGCUCUCGAAAAACCCAGUGAUUGAUGGCGCGGUGGGAUAUGAUGGUGGCGGUUGUUGGUGUCAGUGCACUGAACUGCAGUGUGUCGUGCUGAUUUUCAGCUGGUACUACGAAAGGCUUGAUGGGUCUCACGUUGUCCGUACGGUGUGAUUUGGGUGGGGCCCUGAUAUUGAAUGUAUUGCAGUCUCCCGUGCGUGUGCCGCGGUGUCGCGGGUCAGACAACGUCGAAAUUUUUUUUAAACAUGUGCAGUCAUUCGG